Messenger RNA from Mycena indigotica, 852 nucleotides. Its product is annotated as Glyco-hydro-cc domain-containing protein. Gene Ontology annotation, biological process: fungal-type cell wall polysaccharide metabolic process. NCBI's taxonomy places the organism in Eukaryota, Fungi, Basidiomycota, Agaricomycetes, Agaricales, Mycenaceae. The transcript has 4 exons. The record is from RefSeq and is a predicted model, not a curated record. Gene Ontology annotation, cellular component: fungal-type cell wall. The coding region runs from base 1 to 852 and encodes 283 amino acids.
AUGCAGCUCACUCUCCUGUCCUCCGUCCUCCUCGCCCUCUCUGCCUCUGUGUUCUCCGCGCCUGUGGAGGUGUCGCUUGCGACGCGCAGCGGCCCGGGCAAGCGCGGCCUCUGCUGGCCGUUCUACAAUUCCCCACUCAACCCCGCCAAGUUCAAGGACAGCUCCAACUCGGUCAACCUCAUCUAUGACUACGAGACCUUCGCCCCGCCGUCCUCAAACGGCGCUGGCGGGCUCAACUUUAUCGGCAUGCAGCGCUGCCUCGACUGCCAGUCGUCGCCCAUCUCGCAGCUCCAGGCGCGCCAGAAGCAGCUGAAAUUCUCGACGCUGUUCACGCUCAACGAGCCCGACAUCAACGGGAUCAGCCCACAGACUGCGGCGGCGUGGUAUAAGCAGAACAUCAACCCUCUGGCCAUUAAGAAGGCGCUCCCCGCCGUGACGUCCUCCACCAACCCCGGCCAGGGCCUCGACUGGCUGCAGCAGAUGGUGGCCGCCUGCAACGGCCAGUGCUUCUUCGACUACAUCAACAUUCACCACUACGGCCCGAACCUGCAGGCCUUCAAAGACUUCGUCAACAAAGCGCACGCGCAGUUCCCCGGCAAGCAGAUCGUCGUGACCGAGUUUGCGCUGCAGAACCCCGCGGGCGGGCAGGCAGCGCAGGUCGCGUUUUUCCGCGACGCGUUCAAGUUCUUGGACGGCGCGUCGUUUGUCGCGAUGUACUUCCCCUUUGUCGCGACCACGCCCGCGCUCUUCGCCAAGAACGACGCGAACGGCGCGAAGUUUGUGGGCACCGGCUCGACGCUGUUCAAUAACGACGGCUCGGUCAGUGCGGUGGGCAAGUUGAUGCUGGCUUGA